This is a messenger RNA of Fraxinus pennsylvanica, 402 nucleotides long. The record is from the annotation of a GenBank genome assembly. Lineage: Eukaryota; Viridiplantae; Streptophyta; Magnoliopsida; Lamiales; Oleaceae.
AUGGUUGAGAACGUCUACAGAUGGGCGUGUGGCUGGCCUACUGUAUUGCUUGACAGGAACAAGGACAGUGACGAGGGAGAUGUUCACGACAGGGAUUAUGAUGUUGCAGCUCUUGCAGAUAAUUUAAGCCAAGCAUUCAGAUAUACUAUAUAUGAGAAUGAUGAUGUAGAGGUGCAAAUAAUCCAGCAAAUAAAUCAUGAUGGGGAGCUUAAUUGGGCUCGUUACAUCCCCCCAGAACCCAUUCAUUAUUGCCACCAAGACAGAAUAAGACUCUUGAUGCAAUGCAAAUUUUUUAGGUUGAGGGACCAAAAUCUCCUGAAGAAAUGCUCACCAUACUGCAGAGAGUGCUUGAAGAAACUGAAGGAGAAUCCUGGAUGCAGUUGGGUUUCGAUUCAAGACUAA